UGGUAAACUUUCUCGCUGUCUAUCUAUCUGUGUGUAUGUGUGUGUGUGUGUGUGUCUGCGCGCAGCUGCCUGACGGAGCAGACGUCACUGAAGGUCUGAGCUCGGAUUUCUUUUGUUGUGACGCCCGGUUGCUCAUCCUGGCCACUCACUCAGUGUAGACAGAGAGGGCAGACAACUGAGGAACUGCUGGCGGCUGCUGCUGCUGCUGCUGCUCUUUGGAGACGCGCAGCAACCACUUCACACUGCGCUCAGUCAAACCACCAGGGCAAGGAGAUCUCACCUGCUUCCCCUUGGAGGAGUUAAAGAAGUUCCGAGAAUUUGACAAGACAAUAAUAAAAAAAAAGAAUGCGGCGAAGCCACACUGCAAGAGGAUAGUCCCGUGAGGUUAAAGGCGAAUUCCUGGUCUGAGCGACUGACUUGCUCCUUGUCUUGGGAUUUGAGGGAAGGAUGGAAGACUUGCUGAGGGAGGAGAGUGUCCCCAGAUUGGUGCUAGGAGUUAACAGUGGUCUGUGCUUUUCACUGAGAGAGUCCACUGGCUCAUCGCUCCCAAACACACGGCAAAUCUGAGGCAGUGAACUGCAAGCAGCCACCCAAAAUCUUCAUGAAGGGCUUCAUGCUUUGAGAGGCCGGGAGGUGUGUGCUGGAUCGCCGUCGUUUUCCGGGGCUGUUUCUUGUCUCUUUUCCUGACGCGAACCGUUAGCCAUGGCAGCGGCUAUUGCGAGCUCCCUGAUUCGGCAGAAACGCCAGGCUCGGGAGCACCACCUGGACAGACCCAUGGUCACCAAACGCAUUAACAGUCCUCACAAAAACAAAGGAAUCUGUAAUGGGAAUCUGGUAGAUAUCUUCUCGAAAGUCAGGAUCUUCGGAAUGAAGAAGAGGAGACUAAGGAGACCAGAUUCUCAGCUCAAGGGUAUAGUGACCAGGUUAUAUUGCAGGCAAGGCUUCUACUUGCAGAUGAACUCUGAUGGAGCUGUUGAUGGAACAAAAGAUGACAGCAGUAAUUCCACAUUGUUCAACCUUGUGCCAGUGGGACUCCGUGUCGUUGCAAUUCAGGGCGUGAAGACAGGGCUGUACGUGGCCAUGAAUGGUGAAGGAUACCUUUAUACAUCAGAACUUUUUACACCUGAAUGCAAGUUUAAGGAAUCAGUGUAUGAGAACUACUAUGUGAUCUAUUCGUCAAUGCUCUACAGACAGCAGGAAUCUGGCAGAGCUUGGUAUCUGGGUUUCAACAAGGAUGGCCAAAUCAUGAAGGGAAAUCGCGUGAAGAAAACCAAACCAGCAUCUCAUUUCCUGCCCAAACCAUUGGAAGUUGCCAUGUACCGAGAGCCAUCACUGCACGACAUUGGUGAAACCGUACCGAAAAAUGCAGCCACCCCCAGCAAAAGCACAAGUACUUCUGCAAUAAUGAAUGGAGGAAAGCAAGUGAAAAAGAACAAGUCAACAUAGCCAGCCAGAUCUUGGUGAGGACGUGAAUUCCUAAACCAUUGCACUGUUGUGUGAUUUAUCCCUGGCAGACUCUCUCCUUCUAAUGUCUGUGGAUCAGGUAAAGCAAGUGAACCCCUUGUUCAUUGCAGUCUUUGGUCUAUCUCAUUGCAAGUGGAUAAAUCUCAAUGCGUAGCUCUUUCCACAACAAGAAGAUAUUUGGAGAACCAGCUAAACUCUUACCAUGGAUGUCCUACCAAGAUAAUGGAAUGAAUGCCUUUUAUCUAUUUCCACUUAACUGUGACACUCCAUGAGAAUGACGUAUUUCACAACUGCAUUUGGUACAUUGCCUGCUAAACACACACCUGAGAGAGUGUCUCUUUUUUCGAGUCCCGGAGAAGGUUAAGUGUUUCAGACCUGUCGAUUUGUAACACAGCAGACAGCAGUGGGGAUCGCAGAUCAUUGCUGUAUAUCUCUGCUCAUUCAGGACUAAGUCCCUCUCUCGUUUUUUAACAUGGCUGCUCUAUGCACUGUCCUAACCUCUUUUUCUUUCACAGGGACUGUUGUGUGUUUUUUGCUGUUGAGGAAAAGUAGACGAAGAGAAAAUUAAAAUGCCAACACUGGGUUGACACCAGUGUUGGACUGGAAACAUCAACAAUUAUCAGGGAUAUGGGAAGUGUCAGAAAAAAACUAUGACAACAAUGUGUAUCAAUGAGCCACGGGAUCAAUGUCUCAAUCUAAUGGCUAGAUGUGCAAAUGAAAAGAGACUGACAAAUUGCUCUUUAGAUUGGUGGUAGUGUAGAGGGAAUUAGUCAAUCACAAUCAGUAGAAGGUGCUCUGAUGAGCACCCGGCUCCUCCACAGUUCCCUUUUUUUGUGACGUUGUGCUGCACACACUGGUCAUGCCCAAUGCCUUGUCCAGUGAGCAGGCUCCACUGCUCCCCGAUUGUGUGUGGGGCUAACCCAUGCGCAAAAGCUAACCCUUUCAACCCUCCCUCCCCCCCCAUCAGCAUUCUUGGAAAUUUUGUGUUCCACAUUCAUACCCUGGGAUUGUGCUUUCGAUGGCUCAUUGGGAAAAGUCUGCUCCCUGCUUGAAUUAAACCCAAUGCUGAAACAAUGUCACAGGACCAUGAGCAAUUCCGUCUAGUUUAUGGGGAGUGUAGGCAAGGCUAUCUAUCGGUGUGUGACCUCACCACAGUAACAGGAGGUAAGAUUGAAAAGAGGUGCCUUUGUUAUCGUUAUGGAGUGUGUAAAGAAAAAGGGAUUUUAAUGGUUGUGAGGGAGACUUGUGAGAGUUUUCUUUUUGUUCUCCUCUUUAAGCUCAGCAUGUAGUUCGGCUCAUUGUGGUCAAUGUGCCAGCGUACCUCUAGCCCAGCAUGCAGCUGGCCACGAGUCGCUGGAAACUGCUGGGCUGCAGGUGAUUUGCCUUGUCUUUAAAUGCACACCAAAACCAGGAGUCCUAGUGGAAGAGGAGGUGAUUAUCGUGAGUCAUAGUUAACUUCAAUCAAUUAAUUUAUCUGAAUUACUGAGUUAUUUUAAGUGCUUCAUAUAGUUUCCUUUUCUAAUCACAAAUCAAUGUCAACAUGCUCCAUGUUAUUUAGAAAUUUCAUUCUUUUCACAGUUUACCCUAUUCCACCAAAGCAAACUAACCUGAAAAGACACAAAUAGCUGGCUGACAAAUACUCAAAUUGUUCUAACUAGAACUUCCCACAUUACUCUCAUAACUGCUUGCUACAGUAUUCUAGCUAAGCAAUCUUCCAACAUGCUGAAAUAUUAAUCAUCAAAAACAAUUACAUUGAUAUUUUAACUCCACCCAGCCAGUAAUUUUAAUAGUAAGUUUCUUCAAUAUAGUUUCUACUGUAAUUCUACCAAGUGAGAAGUGCUUUAUUCUGAUGUGUAUUGAACAGAAGCUUAAGAUAAUAUAAUUCCCAAACAUGGGACUUGAGAGGGUGUCUAAGUAAGUAAGUAAGUAAACUCAGUAAAAUAGCAAAAAAGUCAUAAUUAAUUCAGGAAAAUCUAUCCUUACCAAGCUAAGUGAAAUCUUUCGAAAUAUAAUACACAAUGACAGCAUCACCAAAAUGAAAUCAAGUGCGAGUCCCCUAGACCUAGCUAAAACUGUCAUUUGUUGAAUGAAAAUUACUUUUCAACAUGUUUACGAACACCACUGCCUCAAAACAAAGAUUGGAGUCGUGAGAUUCAUGGCCGCUUACUAUAUAUAUGACGAGACUCAAUGUAAUGGAGAAUGCAAAACAUGAAAAAUGCAUUUAACUGAAAUAAAGGAGAGAAAUGUGAAUAUUGAGUUUAAUUUAAAAUCAAAAAAUAAUGACUUCGCUACACUGUGAGUUGUGUCAUUAUAUCAGUGAAGGAAAACUAAUUUAGGAAACUGAUGAGUAGGACUUUAUAAAUGUGAAUUCUCAAAGAUGAGCAUUGUACUAAUUGAAAGCCAUUCUAUAGUCUGGUACUAUUCAGUAUGUUUCAAUCAUUUUAUUUUCAACCAGAUUGUGCAAACAUAUUCUCACUUUCCCAUAAGAUUUACUUGUAAUAUAGAUGGUCAAAGUGUUUCUGCAUUACAAAGAAUUGUUUGUCAGCUGCAGGUUUCGCAGUUCUUAACAAGCUUGAAAUCAAUUCAAUAAGUAUUUUUUCUUUCUAAUAUUUCUGGUUUAUUUUACAAAAUAUUUCUGCAGAUUCUUACUGAGUAGGAAAUGUCGCUCUGCUGCUGCUAUGCUGCUAAUGUGUUACAUCUGAUAACUUUUAGCAAUUUAUAACUCAUUGUUUGUCCAAUGACCGAUUUGUGUUUUUUUUUAAUAAAAAGGAACAGAAAAGAAGAUUUAAGCACAUCAGUCAGCCAGCGCGGAGUCUCUGUACUGAGCUAAUUAAAUGCUGUGAUUAAAAAUGAAACUACUUGUAAGAGUAAUUUUGAUUUUGGCUUUAUGGGGGCAGGCGUGACCAGAGAUCACAUGGAGAAGAUCACAUACAACUUGAAGUUUUUGACAGUGAACUCUUAUCAUUUGCCCUUCACAAAACAAUUGAUGAAUUAAACUUGGGCUGAAUUUAUUUUUGUUAAUGACAAUGAGUAUAUAGCUGUUAAUCCCUUUUUUGUUCUCCUUUGUUUAUACGUUGUCAGUGAGCGUGUUUUUUCCAAAUGAAUGGUUGUCCUUGACAAAUUACUUCUUUUCAUGUUUUUGUUUUUAGAGAGACAUACAGCAGAGAGGGAUAUUAAUUCUUUGUGCUUUGGUUCCUAUUUUUGUCUGUUGUCUCAUUUGUUGCAUGGGAAGAGGAUGGCAUUGAUGAAACAGAACUGCAUGUAGUAGGUUGUAUGUAUCAAGAACUGUUGGUAUGUAUUACUAAAUUUACAUACAUAUAUGCAAAAAAGUUUGUCUGCAUUGUACAGUUUAAAUGUUUAUUAUCAUUUGUUGUACACAAAUACAGCAUAUUGAAUAAAAUAUUUCUAUGAAGACACAG
Chiloscyllium plagiosum (whitespotted bambooshark) is the source of this 4883-nucleotide messenger RNA. It is a transcript of the gene fgf14, whose product is annotated as fibroblast growth factor 14. Lineage: Eukaryota; Metazoa; Chordata; Chondrichthyes; Orectolobiformes; Hemiscylliidae. Gene Ontology annotation, molecular function: growth factor activity. The record is from RefSeq and is a predicted model, not a curated record.